CCCCCACCUGGUGUAUAUACCGCCUGACACCUGACCCGGGGGUGAGGAGUCCGGAGGUCACGUGAUGUGUGCGGGAGAUGAGCCCAGGGGGCAGGAAUCCCGACCUCUACAAGUGCAACAGCUGGAGAGCAGGGGCAUGCUGGGAGUUGUAGUUUUACUGCAGCUGGAGAAUGGGGUUAUGCUGGGAGUUGUAGUGUGACGGCUCUCUCCUGCCCCCUGCUGUCCACAUGGCCCCCUAUCCCCAGGACAUGUCUAUGAAAUUUUUUUUAAACAAACUAUCGGAGGAUCAGAUACAAUUUUAUUCUAUGAAUUUUAAUGAUGAAGGUGGAAGUGACAUGGAGGUGACAAUCCAGAAGUCAAACCUAGAACGGCAAAACUGGAACAGUGAUGGGACUCUGGGUGAUGGAGAGACAAGAUGUCCACCGAUCAAGGAGGAACCGUUCGUGUGUGAUGAGGGAAAUCUAGCAACAAAUAACACAAACGCACCUUCUCGAAUUAAGGAGGAACCAGUCCCUACUGAUGGAAUGACCCUCCAAGACCCCGAUCCUUCUGUAGACGAGGUGCCAUAUCCUUCUACUCAUAUUCAGGAGGAAUCCUAUGAUGGAGUAAACCUUACAACCCAACAUUGUCGUCAUCAGGACUCAUCUACUUGUAUUAAAGAGGAACCAGUCCCUACUGAUGAAAUGACCCUUCAAGACCCCGAUCCUUCGGUAGACGAGUUGCCAUAUCCUUCUACUCAUGUUCAGGAGGAAUCCUAUGAUGGAGUAAACCUUACAACCCAACAUUGUCCUCAUCACGACUCAUCUACUUGUAUUAAAGAGGAACCAGUCUUAGAAGCUAGACAAAAACUCACAAACACUAACACUAGUAGACCAGAAGAUCACACCCAACAGUAUCCCUCUACUCGUAUCAAAAAGGAAACGGACUCAAGUGACCGGAGUAAUGAAACUGACUCAACGAUAAGUGUUACACAGCAGUCACCAUGUGAUACAAAAGACGAGUUGGACACAACCGAAGAAGACACCGAUGUUGACUUGCCAACAGAUCGCGUGGAAUUUCCUCCUUACAUUAAGCCCGAAACAGCGUCAUGUGAUGGCGGGAACCUGAAGGACAUUUCGGUAGGUCCCAGAUCUGUUAAGGUGGAAUUUAUUUCUUGUGAAGAGGAUAAUCUCUCGGAAUAUACGUUGGUGCAGAUCAAAGAGGAGUCGGCGUCGGGUGAAGAUGACAACACGACAGACAACGAGAAUUACCUGUCCAGCGGCUGCACAGAAUCCCAGAUAAAUGAAGACUGGUCACAAGACGGAAACUUGGAUGCACCGGAAGCAAAAUCGUUCUCCUGCUUGGUGUGUAAGAAGCAAUUCAGUAGUAAGUCACAUCUUAGUAGACACCAUAAAAGCCACAGCGGUGCAAAGUCGUUCUCCUGCUCUUACUGUGGGAAGUGUUUUUCGCGCCUAGAACAGUGCUCUACGCAUCAGAAGACCCACACCGGAGAAAAGCCCUUUACGUGUUCAUAUUGCGACAAGAGUUUUUCUCAGAAGUCCCACGUCACAGUCCACGAGAGGUCCCACACAGGAGACAAACCCUUCGCUUGUUUCUACUGUGGAAAACGGUUUUCUCAGAAGGCGAGACUGGUCGUCCACGAGAAAUAUCACACGGACGACAAGAGGUUUUCAUGCUCUUUCUGCGGGAGAUGUUUCCUACGUCGGGAACAGUGCGAGGCUCACCAGAGGAUGCACACAGGGGAGAAGCCGUAUCCGUGUACGUACUGUGAGAAAGGAUUCAAUCAGCGGGCGCAGCUUAUUAUACACGAGCGAGUCCAUACGGGCGAGAAACCCGUCUCCUGUUCGGACUGUGGGAAACGCUUCUCCCAAAGGUCUAACCUGAUUACCCACCAGAGAAUCCACACUGGAGAGAAGCCGUACUCCUGUUCUCACUGUGAGAAAUGUUUCAAUACCCAGACUAGUCUAAUUCUGCACAUGAGAGGCCACACAGGAGAGAAGCCAUACUCCUGUGCAGAAUGUGGGAAAUGCUUCACCCACAAGUCAGUCUACAGCAAACAUCAAAGAGUCCAUACGGGAGAGAAGCCAUUUUCGUGCACCGUAUGCGACAGACGUUUUUCUCAGAAAGCUCCGCUUAUAGCACAUCAGCGGACACACACGGGAGAGAAGCCAUUCUCAUGUCCUGAUUGCGGAAAGAAGUUUUCCCAGAAAGGACAUCUCGUGACUCAUCAGAGAAUUCACACCGGGGAGAAGCCCUUUUCCUGUUCUGAAUGCGAGAACAGUUUUAACACUCACUCUAGUCUCGUUUUCCAUCAAAGACUCCAUACAGGAGAGAAACCGUAUCCUUGUACCAUAUGUGAAAAGAGUUAUACCAACAAAUCCCAGCUGGUAAAACAUCUUAAGGUCCACUCGGGGGAGAAGCCAUUUGCAUGCCCUGAAUGUGGUAAAUGUUUCACCCGUAAGGCCGAUUUUGUGGUUCAUCAGCGAGUUCAUACCGGUGAGAAGCCCUACCCCUGCUCCGAAUGCGGAAAACGAUUUACCAUCCACCAAAACCUCGUCCUACACCAGCGAAUCCACACUGGAGAGAAACUUUGUUUUUGUUCAGAAUGUGGAAAGUGUUUUACCCGGAAGUCUGACUUUGUGAUCCACCAGAGAGUCCACACGGGGGAGAGGCCGUACUCCUGUUCACAAUGCGGCAAGACUUUUACCAUCCAUCAAAAUCUCAUUCUGCACCAGAGAAUCCACACGGGGGAGAAGCCAUAUCUGUGCUCCGAGUGCGGGAAAACGUUCGGUCAGAAGUGCACCUUGAAUAGACACGUGAAAAUACAUAAAGGGGAAAAAUAGCGUUCCUCUAAAUGACUCGUGUAAAUGACUCUUGUAUAUUCCCAUUUAUAGUUUUAUAUUAGUUUAUAUAUUUAAUGUUGUUAAACAUAUUGUAUGUCAGACUUCUACACUCGAGGAUUUGAACCUUCCUAAAAAAUAUGAACAAAAAGUUUUUAAAGUGAUUUUGCUUCUUCUGAGACUCCUCAAUCGACCACAGCAGGACUUGGCAUGUCUGAAAUAUCCUAACAUUUUCAAUUAACAUGGUCCUGUAAUUUCCCCUCCCAUUCCCAUAAGUCAUAAGCAGCAGCAAUUUACUGCUUAGGCCAGGGCUGCUUUUGUAAUGUAACCCUUUUCUUGCUGUGCUGUUGCUUUUCUCCUUCCUGCUCACAUAGCACAUUACAAAGCCAGUACAUCAAUAAUCCCUUCCCCCUCCACAUGCCAUUUAUAGUAGUGUACUGUAUAAAUCAUCCCCUAGCACAGUGGCAGCCUGUUCAGUCCAGAACUAUGUCACGGCAUAGCUGAGAGGCGUAGGUGCUCUACUGUGAUUGGCUAGAGAAGUAAGGGAAAGGAAGUCCUGUGUGUAUACUGCUUACAGACACCCCAACUCUGGUUGGCACUCGGCUGUGUAGCACUCAGCGUUCAUUUAGAACGCGGGCAGUGGGGGUUGUGACAUCAAGGCCAACGCCCCUCCCCUCAAUGCAAGCCUAUAGGAGGGGGCGUGACCAUAGUCGUGCAUUGAGAGGGGGCGUGGCGUGAUGCCAUGGAGGGUGUGUCCAUGACAUCACGACCCACGCCACCCAUUUGUUCUGUACGCUGGGGCAGUGGAGUACUCCUUUAAGGCUUACCGUAUUUUUCGCCCUAUAGGACGCACCGGCAUAUAAGACGCACCCAAUUUUAGAGGUGCAAAACCUAGUAAAAAAAAGAUUCUGAACCCAACAG
Messenger RNA from Hyla sarda, 3761 nucleotides. Its product is annotated as zinc finger protein 271-like. The transcript has 2 exons. Gene Ontology annotation, molecular function: RNA polymerase II cis-regulatory region sequence-specific DNA binding; DNA-binding transcription factor activity. Bases 228 to 2843 code for a protein of 871 amino acids. Gene Ontology annotation, biological process: regulation of transcription by RNA polymerase II. Lineage: Eukaryota; Metazoa; Chordata; Amphibia; Anura; Hylidae. The record is from RefSeq and is a predicted model, not a curated record.